AUGACUGAGACAAGCCGACAUGUUGUGUCGGUCAGGGCAUUCAGCUCGCUAGUGAUCAGCCACCCCUUCCUGGCAGCUUUCAGCGUGAUCGCCUUGUAUGUUACCUACGUGCGCCUCUUUACCCCUUUGAGGAAGAUCCCUGGUCCAUUUUUCGGGAGUUUGACACGGCUAUGGAAGGCAGGCAAGUCGCACAAGUGGGACAUCUUCUCUGAUCCCACGUUCGAGGGCCACGCAUCAAACAAACGACUUGUGUCCAACUCGUACUCGAUGAACUCGGUGGUUGAGCUUGAUGCGUACGUGCAGCGGCCCAUCAACCGCCUCAUCGAGCGAAUGGACGAUCAUGCCCGGCUCGGCAAGGAGAUGAAUUUCUCAGACUGGCUCGCCUGGUUUGCAUUCGAUGUCAUGGGCGAAGUAAGCUUUUCCAAGCAAUUCGGUUUCCUUGAGGAGGGCCGCGACAUCGACCAAACACUGCAAGGCAUCGAGAACAUGAUUUGGUCGGGCAUCGUGCUUGCAGAACUGCCUGAGUUGUAUGACUUCUCCCAAAGCAGAUGGUUUCGCAUGAUCCCAGUGGUCGGUCAAUAUGGUGCCAGCCUGAACUUUUUGAUUGAUGUGAAAACUGAUUAUUAUCGGCAGAAAGCUUUAGGAUUCAUCGCACAGCGAAGAAAUGGUAAUUGUGUCGACCGGCGGGACUUACUCUCUCGCUUCUUACAGCUCGAGAAGAACAACCCCGCAAAGUUUGACGAGCUGGACACUCAGAUAUUGGCCACGCUCAACAUCUUCGCAGGAUCAGAUACAACGAGCAUCGCCCUCCGCGCCAUUCUGUACUUCAUGAUCAAGGACCAGAGAGUCUGGGACAAGCUCCAGAAGGAACUGGACGCCGCCGUGGUAGAAGGCACUAUAUCGGAAGCGAUGACUUACAACGAAGCUCAAAAAAUGCCCUUUUUGCAGGCGUGUAUCAAGGAAGCCAUGCGCCUUCACCCGAGUUUAGGCACUCAGCACACGAGGCUCGUUCCUAAAGGUGGUGUUACCAUUGACGGGAGAUACUUGCCUGCGAAAACAACGGUUGGAAUCAACGCAUGGGUGAUGCAUCGUCAAAAGUCGAUUUUCGGAGAUGAUGCAGACCAAUACAGGCCCGAGCGAUGGCUGGAGAGCAACAGAGGAGAGUUGGAGCGCCAUUUCAUGUCGUUUGGGUAUGGUGCCCAUGUGUGUCUCGGUAAGAAUAUCGCCUUGCUCGAGAUUACAAAGGUGGUGCCGCAGAUCGUUCGACGCUUCAAUUUGCGGCUGGCAGACCCCUCGGAGAAGGAGUCAUACUGCAUAAGCCACACGUUUGUGCACCAGAAGAACUUUAAAGUUAUCUGUGAGGCCAGAAAUAAAUAG
Molecule: messenger RNA, 1377 nt
Organism: Exophiala aquamarina CBS 119918
Lineage: Eukaryota; Fungi; Ascomycota; Eurotiomycetes; Chaetothyriales; Herpotrichiellaceae
Exons: 5
Coding region: 1-1377 (458 amino acids)
Molecular function (GO): iron ion binding; oxidoreductase activity, acting on paired donors, with incorporation or reduction of molecular oxygen; monooxygenase activity
Source: RefSeq, a predicted model, not a curated record